ACGAGGCAUCAUUUCUAUCAUAUUCUUUCUUUCUUGUCGCUUGUCACUCCAUUAACUCCAGUCUCCAGGUGUUCUAACCAACCUUCUUUCCCUUUCCUUUGCAUGAAUAAAAAAAAGAUGAUGAGCAUCGAGAGUUCCCACGUGGUGACACCCUCCGGCCCCACCCCAUCUUCCGACCUCAUCCUCUCCCUCUGCGACCAAAUCAAGCUCCCCAACCACGGCACCCAACUCUUCAUCUACGCCGCCACCCACCACCCCUCCUCCGCCGCCGCACACACUCUCGCAACCUCCCUCGCCCAAGCCCUCACCAUUUACUACCCCUUCGCCGGCCGCCUCCGCCGCCUCCCCGGCGGCCGCCACAUCCUCCACUGCAACGCCCAGGGAGCCCUCCUCAUCCAAGCCACGUGCGCCGCCAUCGACUACACUCUCCCCAUCGCCCAUGUCCCCCUCCUCGUCGCGCAGCUCACGCGCUUCCCCUGCGGCACCCUCACCCUCGCCAUCGCCCUCUGCCGCGCCCUCCUCGACGGCGCCUCCGUCACUGGCUUCGUCAACACGUGGGCCAAACUCGCCAGAGGAGAGAAUUUGGACUCCACCCUCUUUCCUCUCCACGAUCGAAGCAUCUUGGACUCGAGAAGACUCAAUAAACCACCGCGUUUCCAACACCCCGAGUUUUUCCCACCACCCCUUUGGACUCAACAACUUGAUCAUCAGGUAUCAAAUUCUACGGUUGCAGAAGAAACCACACAUCUCGCUAAAGAUAAUCAUGAUCGGUUAGAUUUUUCGACAGAAAUUAACGGACAUGAAGUGCUUGGUACGGCCAUUCUGAGACUCACGAAAGUUCAAGUUCAGAAACUGAAGGACAAAGCUUCAGACUUCGCAACUGGGUAUGGUUCUCCAAGACCCUAUACUAGUUUUGAGGUUAUAAGUGGUCACUUGUGGAAGUGUGUUUGUAAGGUGCGUUAUGUUGUCAAUGGAAAUGGAAGUCAACCCACAAGGUUGACCACGUUGGUGAAUUGUAGAAACCGAUUAAGCCCUUCUCUCCCUUGGUCAUAUUUCGGGAAUGCAACGUUUCCCACGGUGACGCAAACUUGUUCCUUUGAUGGGAUCAUGGGGAAGCCUCUUGGCUAUGCUGUGGGGAGAGUGAGGGAAGCGGUGGAGAAGAUGAAUGAUGAGUACGUGAGGUCUGCUCUUGAUUAUGUAGGGAGUUUGGAGGACAUGGAUUUGUUGAGGGACGUGUUUUAUAACUCUGGUGGUGGAAAGGGGCGAGAGCCUAAUUUGUAUGUGGUUGGUUGGACGAAUUUUGCGUAUUUGGAGACGGAUUUUGGGUGGGGGAAACCCCUUUGUUUGCUUCCGGGGAAUAUUAACUCUGAUGGGAAGGCUUUCCUCUUGGACACUGCUACGGGUGAUGGCUUUGUUGUUGCUGUUUGUUUGCAGGCUUCGCUUAUAGAUCAUUUGAACAAGUUGUUUUAUGAGGAUAUAGAGAAUCCUGCAUCCAAAUUGUGAUUCCUGAUCACUUUACUCUUCUGUGUCAUGGAGUGUGAUCCAAGUAGUAAAACUUUGUAGUUGCUUUGAAGUUGUUUUAAUAAUUGAGAUCUGGUCAAUUUUAUAGAGUGA
Molecule: messenger RNA, 1614 nt
Organism: Cajanus cajan (pigeon pea)
Lineage: Eukaryota; Viridiplantae; Streptophyta; Magnoliopsida; Fabales; Fabaceae
Source: RefSeq, a predicted model, not a curated record